AUAUAAAACGAGGGUAUAGAGCGUCGUUCCCAGGCCAAUCAAUUUUCGGUGCGUGGUUUCGGGGCUAGGGUUUGCGGGAGAAGAAGACACGGUGCGAAGAUGAUCGAGGUGGUGCUCAACGAUCGUCUCGGGAAGAAGGUGCGGGUGAAGUGCAACGAAGACGACACCAUCGGAGACCUGAAGAAGCUGGUGGCUGCGCAGACGGGAACCCGACCCGAUAAAAUCCGGAUCCAGAAGUGGUACAACGUCUACAAGGACCACAUCACCCUCCAGGACUACGAGAUCCAUGACGGCAUGGGACUCGAGCUCUAUUACAACUAAUAAGAACCUCGCCCAAUCGAUCUUCAAUCCGUAUGUAAUCCCGUCUCUUUCAUCCUUUCUGUUUUGAAAUAAUAAUUCUAAUUGCGAUCCCAAUGUCCUGUAAUUGGAUUGUAUAAAGCUCUGUUUUGAUGUUCUUGCGGUUGAAUUUCAUGAUUGUUCUGCGAUUCUGCUUGGCUUGUUAUCCCUAGAAAUUUGAUCCUUUAUUGUGUUGUGUUGUUCUACUGAUCUUCUAUGCUUGAUCAACAGAUUUUUUGCCAAUUUUCAUACAAGUAUGUGAUUAUGAUAAUUAUUAACUUCUCAGAUGCUUUGUUCUAAAUG
Messenger RNA from Cuscuta campestris, 639 nucleotides. NCBI's taxonomy places the organism in Eukaryota, Viridiplantae, Streptophyta, Magnoliopsida, Solanales, Convolvulaceae. The record is from the annotation of a GenBank genome assembly.